Molecule: messenger RNA, 1497 nt
Organism: Fusarium falciforme
Lineage: Eukaryota; Fungi; Ascomycota; Sordariomycetes; Hypocreales; Nectriaceae
Product: Protein kinase domain-containing protein
Exons: 1
Coding region: 1-1497 (498 amino acids)
Biological process (GO): protein phosphorylation
Molecular function (GO): protein kinase activity; ATP binding
Source: RefSeq, a predicted model, not a curated record
AUGGAGAUCGCUGGCCUAGCCCUCUCCGCCGUAUCUGCCGGCCCGGUCUUGGCAGAGUACGGCUACCGGAUCUACAGACGGGUUGAGGACAAGAGACGACUCGCUCCUUUGGCUCAGGAGCUAAGCGUGUUCGCCUUGGAUGACCGAAAGGACCAACUCACUCUCAUCAUCGAGUUGGCCCGGCCAGUUUUCAGAAGCCGCACCAUCAUGCCGGAGCACCGGGAGCGGCUUGUCAGGACCUGGGAGCGAUUCAAAGAACAACUGGGACGGGUAGACCAGCUCAUGAGCCUCGUGACAUCGAAUUCGUCGAUUUGGGACUCAUGGUCACGACUAGAAGCUCGUAAUGAGUUGAUACGGAUCGGCAGCAGCGGCGUGCUCACGCGACUGAGAAACGAGUUCCGCGACGAUGUGAUGAUGCUUCGUGAGCAUCUCAAGGAUCUAUCUCCACUCUAUCUCUCCUCUAGGGACUUUACAAUCAUCGAGGCCGUCGGAAACGAUCCGACCUUCGUCAUCGGAGGGAGAUCAACAGCUUCUCAGGAUAUCCAAUGGUACCUUCUGGAAUCUAAGCCGUAUCUGUUGGAAACUAAGGAUGAAGCAAGAGAGAGCAUCGAAAUACUCUCCUCGAAGCUUUCUGAACUCCAAUCUCAUACUGGAAUCCUGCCUCUUCUUGGGUACCGAGACGAGCCGGGUCGCGAUGGCGGUCAUUUUCAGCUGAUUUUUCGAGGUCCUUUUGAAGCGGGAUUUCCGGCGACGCUCUCGGCAUAUAUGGCGACUUGUCCAUCCAAGCCUUCACUGAACUUCCGAGUCGAUCUUUGCUAUCAGCUUGCCGCUGCCGUCCUCCAGACUCAACUGCUUGGCUUGGUCCACAAGAACAUUCGACCGGAAAAUAUUCUGAUCCACCCACCUGAGGCCUUCCAGUCACCGACUGCACGACCCUGGGAGAAUAUACCUGCACUGAGUCUUUGUGGAUGGCAAUACGCCCGAGAGGUCGAGCAGGGCGUGACACGGUUGACCGGCGACGUGACUCUUCAGCGCAAGAUCUAUCAGCAUCCAGAGCGCCAGCUCCCAACCGCAGAACGAGAGUACUCAAUGGCACACGAUGUCUACAGCUUAGGCGUCUGUAUGCUAGAGAUAAUCCUCUGGGAGAGUGUCCUGCGGCCCACGCCUCCAUUCGUCUGUCCCGCAUUCGUCGAGACGUUUACGCGUCUUGGCUUUCGACCAAACGAAGCUGACCCUGGGGACUACUACACCAAGUUCCCAAACAAGAACAAAGCCAUCCUUCUUUCCAUGAGCGAAAGUCUGAUCCCUGCUGAAGCGGGGACAAAGAUGACCCGCGCUGUGUGCGAGUUCUUGACGUGUCUAGACCGCAAGGGGGAGGAUUUGGAUGAAGAGCCGAAUGAUUAUGUGAUCAAUGAUGAGGCGGAUAGGAUCAUGGUGGCUAUGAACUUUGUCGACACGGGUUUGAAGGAUCUACGGAACAUUCAAGCGUCGAUUUGA